Ectocarpus siliculosus is the source of this 937-nucleotide messenger RNA. Lineage: Eukaryota; Phaeophyceae; Ectocarpales; Ectocarpaceae. The record is from the annotation of a GenBank genome assembly.
AUGAUGAGGAGGGCGGUGGGAGAGGGCGUGAGGGUGAAAGAGGGAGAAACGGAGGAGGCUUUCUACGGGGAGGCGUUCGGCCUUGGCAGAAGGAGGCGGUGGGCGGGGCCGCGGCGAGAUGGGACUCGGACUGAACGGGCCUCCAGAACCACCGACCGCGGCCAACAGGAGCACGAUCACGGGCCGAGAAUGACCUCCGAGGAGCUCCGCAGAAUCACCAUCGACCACGCGGGGGAUAACCACCACGUCGACCCCUGGGAUGCCGGUGCCGGAUCGGGCUUCCUCGGGGGAGGGCUUGGCGGAGGCAGGAGGGGAAGGUUUGGCGGUGCCGAGGCUGCUUCGCAAGCGAGGUCUCGACGGGUGGACGACCUCUUGCGGAGCGGCAGGGUGCAGUUUGCGGGCGUUCCGGUGUACCGGGAGGCGGCCGCCCUGCUGCGGUUACACCAGACGCUCGUUAAGCACUUCGAGCACUUCGAGCUCCACGAUAGGGGGCUGUGGAGCACCGUGGUGCUUGUGUUGAGGGCGAGGUCGGACAGCUACGAGGUUCAAGUGCACUCAGGCGGUCCUGUCCUAGUUUUCCCCGAGAAGUUCUCAGAGAGAAACUUGGUUCGGUUCUUGUCGGAAGUGCUGCUGUCGUACACCUAGUGCAGCGCCCGGAGUGCAGUAGAGGCACAACCUGUACCUGUACCUGUUUAAGGCCGGUUGCCGUAUUUUUAAGGCCGGUGAAAUCGCUUGGCACAGAUGGAAUAUUCAACCUGUCUCGAACUCUGAUUAGUAGUGCUGGGUGCCCGAUAUGUGGCCGGUGUUUUCCCUUGGACCAUAGCGUAUGGUUGAAAACGCGACGAAUGUUUGGCACAGACACAAGAGUAUUGAUUGAUAUUUUAGAGAAGUCCCCCCUCAGAGGACCUUGUCAAAGGCUGCUGCGGUUGGGGAUUUG